Molecule: messenger RNA, 1241 nt
Organism: Daucus carota subsp. sativus
Lineage: Eukaryota; Viridiplantae; Streptophyta; Magnoliopsida; Apiales; Apiaceae
Product: probable ascorbate-specific transmembrane electron transporter 2
Exons: 6
Coding region: 1-1140 (379 amino acids)
Molecular function (GO): oxidoreductase activity
Source: RefSeq, a predicted model, not a curated record
AUGACUUCUAAGACAGUCCCCUCAGAAAGAGCAAGGAAAACAUUUCACUUGAUCUUGCACUGUGUUGCGCUAGUAGCUGGUACUACUGGUAUUUAUGCAGCUUUCAAAUUCCAUAAUGAGCUUUCGUUGCCAAAUACUUUACAUUCCUGGAUUGGCAUGUCCACAAUUUGCUUAUUCGGCUUGCAGGCGUAUACUCGUUCAUGUUUCCGGGUGCUAAUUCAGGAGCCAGUUCCAGAACGACGAAGUGGCACAGUUUCUUUCUCUUUCGGCUUUCUCAUGCGCCCUUCUGGUACCGCAAUGGCAGCUAAAACUGGUUCAAGAAUCCGUAUGUCCGCGACACCAUUGAUUAUUUUUGCUCAUUUGCUGGUCAUUGCAGUGACCAUCCUUAUACUUGUUUGGCUCCUCAGCUUCCGGGAAGGCAUUGCAUUUGAAUCCAGAAGUAAAGAGAAGAUCUUUAAUCUGCAUCCGCUUUUAAUGGCUAUCGGGUUUGUUUUGGUAGCAGGAGAAGCACUCAUGACUUAUAAGACAGUCCCAGAAGGAAGAGGGCGCGAAAGAUUUUACUUGAUCUUGCAUUGUGUUGCACUAGUAGCUGGAACUAUCGGAAUUUAUGCAGCUUUCAAAUUUCACAAUGAGCUUUCGAUGCCAAAUAUGAAUACUUUUCAUUCCUGGAUUGGCAUGUCUACCUUUUGCCUCUUCGGCUCGCAGUUUCUGUUGGGCGUAUACUCGUUCAUGUUUCCCAGUGCAGACGCAAGGGCCAGGUCCAGAACAACGAAGAGACAUAUGUUCUUUAGCGUAGUCGUUUUCCUGAUGGCAAUAAUAUCAGCAGAAACUGGCCUGGUGGAGAGAUUUACCUUCUUAGGACUACCUCACAGACAAAAAGAUUUAAUAAUGAGUUUUACCGGACAUUUAAUUCUACUCUCUGGAGCUGCGGUUAUUGUUAGAACAAGAUCAAGAAUGGUGCAGGCUUUAGUUUGCACAGUCAUCUUCUUGUCGGCGAUACUAUCUGCAGAAUUUGAGACAGUCACCCACUUAACCUUGCGGCGUCGCCAGGAAGCUGCAAUAAUAAAUAAUACUGGAAUAUUGAUUCUACUCUAUGGGGUUGCAGUUUGUCUCGCACUAAUUCUUCCGGGACAUCAGUAGCAGUCUAUUAUAACAAAACAAAACAAAAUGUAACCGUUCUCCCCUUUGUCUAUGUAUUCUCCUACUAAUGUCUCUCCUUCGUUUUUGUUCUAUUCUCCUAU